Messenger RNA from Megalobrama amblycephala (Wuchang bream), 1448 nucleotides. Its product is annotated as double-stranded RNA-specific adenosine deaminase-like. Gene Ontology annotation, cellular component: cytoplasm; nucleolus. Gene Ontology annotation, biological process: adenosine to inosine editing; RNA processing. Lineage: Eukaryota; Metazoa; Chordata; Actinopteri; Cypriniformes; Xenocyprididae. Gene Ontology annotation, molecular function: double-stranded RNA adenosine deaminase activity; tRNA-specific adenosine deaminase activity; double-stranded RNA binding. The record is from RefSeq and is a predicted model, not a curated record. The transcript is spliced from 6 exons. The coding region runs from base 254 to 889 and encodes 211 amino acids.
UGUACGAUUUAUUUCGGUUCAUUAUUGAAUGUUGGAUUCCCGCAGUAAUGGAAUUAAAUAAUAAUGAAUAAGUCAAUAAAUAACUAUAAACUGCAGUUGUCAUGUCACUCCAGCACAUUAGGUGGCGCUGUGACCCUAAAACUGUUUGUUUGCCAUUAGCCGCCAGUAAACGUAUAAAAGAAGAAGAAACGCAGACGAAUAUCAAAAUAGAACAAAAAAAAAAAAAACGGAAAAAAAACGGGGAAAAAAUAAAAUGGAACGUCCAGUUUCAGCAAUUUAUGCAUUCGGCCAGAGAAAGGGGCUGGAGGUGGCGUUCAUUGUGGAGGCCCCGUCUGGACCGGAGCACGUGCCCAGAUUCACAGCCAGGGCAAGGGUUGGCCGGGAGCAGUUCCCAGAGGGCUCCGGGAGCAGCAAGAAGGCGGCGAGGGAGGCAGCAGCCCAAGCUGCUCUGGAGGAGCUGAGGAGGAGAGGGCCGCUGCCGGAGAGGAGAUCAAGCCGACGGCCAGGGCUGCUCGAAUGCCUCUGUUCACAACCCCUCUCUGGCCUGCAAAGAUACGCCUGCGCUCAUGGGAAGGAGCUCAGGAUAGAGUUCGUGGAGCAAACGGGCCCCCCCAACGCUCGGAGGUUCAGCUACCGAGUGAAGUUGGGGGGGCACACCUUCCUCCCCAUGAGCGCCUCCAGCAAACGGCAGGCCAGAGAGGAGGCGGCGAGAGCAGCCGUGGCUGUCCUGGUGGGCGAGGCUGAGAGGGAGGCGAGAACACCACCCCCUCAGCCGUCCACCAGCUCCUCGCCGCCUUCCCCACCCACAACCAGCACCACCUCUGUGCCCUCCUGUGUCCCAGGACAUAAAAGCAGAAAUAAAGAUGGAGGAGGAAGAUUUUCUUCCUGAAGGAACCAUUAUCUCUUUCUAUUCCCAUCAUUCGGUGCUUUAAAGCUCAAUUCACACGGCACAGAGCGAUGCCCACAAAUACCGACAGUCAGUUGACGAGUUUUGCGUCUGAGACGUGACACAGGAUCAUUAGAUUUGUUAUGGUCGGCGUCUGUCAGUGCGCUGUGAAUUGGCCUUAAAGAGUUUGUUCACUCAAAAAUGAAAUUCUGUCAUUUACUCGCAUCAUGUCGUUCCAAACCUGACAGACUUUCGUUCAUCUUCGAAACACAAAUGAAGAUAUUUUAAUGAAAUCUGAGAGAUUUCUGUCCCUCCAUUGACAGUCCACGCAACUACCACUGCGACGCCUCAAAACAUUCAUAAAGAGAUCAUAAAACUAAUCCAUAUAAACUGAGUGAUUCAGUCCAAAUUUUGAGAAAGAGACUGGAUCACUUUAUUUGAUGAACAGACUGAAUUUAGGCUUUCAUUCUCAGAUAAACAUUCAUCAACUCACAUCAGAUGUGGUGAACUGAAGCUCAAGCAUGUUCGCUUGACGUGUGAGAACCAAUGAGAUUCAUUCUGG